GACGUCCAUGGAAAUGUAGCCUUGGACGAUUGAGCUAACAUGAGAUUCAGCAGCUUAUAACGGUCUUCAUCAGACUAUAUUUAUUCAUUAUUUGUCUAAGUUCAGUUUGUAUUCUGACAUUUGAGAGGCCAGCAAGUUCAUUACCAGCACAGCCGCUAUCACUCCAACAUGCUUCUCACGAACUCCCUCCGAGUCCUAUGCUUCGGAGACAGCCUAACAGCUGGGAGUACACAAGGCGGUGCAUUAUUGCAUCCUUAUGGAAUCUCAUUGCAAGCUUCUCUGGAGAAGUCAUUGCCAUCAUGGGAUAUAGCGGUAGAUAUUCAGGGCCUAGGUGGUGAUCAAGCUGUCAGCCCACCAGGUCUCUUCUUCCCAAGGAUGGAUAAGUUGUACACAGAAGUCCACCCAAAGACCCCAUACGACUGGGCCAUCGUCCUUGGCGGCACAAAUGACCUCAACCAGAACCGUCUUCCAUCAGACAUCUUUCCCGCGCUGGAAAGGGUGUGGGAUAUCCCUCUCUCAAACAACACCAAGUUGCUCGCCUUGACAGUCACAGACUGUGGAGCGUGUGCUCCUGUCGUACCCGAGAGGAGGGCUGAUUUGAAUAAGAGGAUUUUGGACCACAAAGCUGACAACUACUAUGUAUUCGAUCUCUAUAAAGCCAUCCCAUACUGGGGUAUGUCUGAGAAACGCAGGAAGGAGAUCUGGGAUGAUACUUUACAUUUUACAGUCAAAGGGUAUGAUCUUAUUGGUAAGCUGCUAGCGGAUCGGAUUGUGGAAUUGGAGAAGCAGGCACAGAGUGAGAACGAGAGUCCGAGGACUGACGAGCUGGUGAGGGAAGAAUUGAGGAGCUUGAGAGAUAGUACGAAGGCUGGAGGGGAAGAGAACCAAGGACAGUUGGAAUUAUGA
Cadophora gregata is the source of this 906-nucleotide messenger RNA. RefSeq lists its product as uncharacterized. Bases 169 to 906 code for a protein of 245 amino acids. Gene Ontology annotation, molecular function: phosphatidylcholine lysophospholipase A1 activity. The record is from RefSeq and is a predicted model, not a curated record. Lineage: Eukaryota; Fungi; Ascomycota; Leotiomycetes; Helotiales; Ploettnerulaceae. The transcript is spliced from 3 exons.